Prorocentrum cordatum is the source of this 600-nucleotide messenger RNA. The record is from the annotation of a GenBank genome assembly. NCBI's taxonomy places the organism in Eukaryota, Dinophyceae, Prorocentrales, Prorocentraceae.
AUGUGGGAUGCGAAUCUGGAGCUCGACGUCAUCAGCUACAACGCUGGGAUCAGCGCGUGCGAGAAGGGCCGGCAGUGGCAGCGGGCGCUGGCGCUGCUGAACGAGAUGUGGGAGUUUAAGCUGGAGCCCAACGUCUUGAGCUACAACGCUGGGAUUAGUGCGUGCGAGAAGGGCGAGCAGUGGCAGAGGGCCCUGGCGCUGCUGAGAGACAUUCGUGUGGCGAAGCUGGAGCCCAACGUCAUCAGCUACAACGCUGGGAUCAGUGCUUGCGAGAAGGGCGAGCAGUGGCAGCGGGCUUUGGUUGUGCUCGGCGAGAUGAGGGAGGUCAAGUUGGUGCCCGACCUGAUCAGCUACCAAGCUGGGAUCAGCGCAUGCCACAGAUGCGUGCAGUGGCGGGGGGCGUUGUCGUUGUUCGGCGACAUGCAAGAGGGCUCACUGGAGCCGAACGAGGACAGCUACAACUUGGGAAUCACAGCGUACGAAAGGGCCUCUCGCGGCGCUGCAGGAUUCCCGGGCUGUCCUCAGAUCGGUCUCUCGCGGCUUCGGGUCUCAUGCGGAGCACCGCGCGUGCGGGGCCCUGGUGGGGGGCAACUACCGUGA